GACCUUAUGUUCGUUUUGCCAUGAAACGAAGUUGAUAAACCCCUUGUUUCAACCUACAAUACCACUUAGUUUGUUUCUUUAUUUAACUGAUAUCAGUAAAUCAUCCCUAAUUAGAUUAUUAGUAAAUAAAUGCAUGCUUCGCGUAUUUGCUUUGAAUGUAAUUUAAGGUAUUUGUCUACGUGGAUUUACGAGUGUCGUUUGUAUUAUUUUGCAACUUGAAAAAUGGCAAAAUGGGAAUAAUAUGCAGACGAAUCACACCUAUACAUCAUACAAUGAGACUUUACUCCAAUUAUAAAAAUAAGCAUUGCGAUAACAGUGUACGUUUUUAGAUAACCCGAGCAAUUGAUCAAUGUUUCUGCCUCCAAAAAUGACCACGUACAAUCUAUAACUAUAUUAUGCUCCAAAGGACAUUUCUUUCAAGUGAGUACAUGAGUAAAUUCUACGCUGGGAAUAAUUCAGGAACAAAGGUCAACCACCAAAUACGAUUUCUCGCUUCUUGGUUCAAAAAGCAUAAGUCAAUAUGAUACUGUUGACAAUUGCCACUGCACUAUUGAUCGGCACCUGUGCAAUCGUACACUAUUUUAAAAAUAAGUACAAGUACUGGGAAUCGAGAGGUGUGCCAUACGACAAACCAACUUUGUUCUUCGGCAGCUUCUGGCGCUUCUUUUUCGAAAGAGAUAACUUGAACAAGUACCUGGAGCGAACCGGAAAGAAAUAUGAUUCGCCUUAUUUUGGAUUCUUUAUAUUUAACAAGCCGAUACUGGUAAUCCAGGAUAUUGAGAUAGCGAAAAGGAUCUUCGUUAAAGAUUUCGUGUCGUUUCCAAACAAGCUAUUUUUUCCUGAUAAACAUUACGAUCCAAUAUUUAAUAAUUCAUUACUAAACUUAAGAGGUGAAGAAUGGAGGUAUAUGAGACGCAAGCUUAGUCCAGUGUUUACAACUGGCAAGAUAAAGACCAUGUUGGAGAUAAUUGAUGAGUGCUCAGAUCGCCUAACGAGGUAUUUAGCGAACAUUCCAGAUGGAGAUCUGGAGGUUACUGAGGUAGCGUCCCGGUUUGCAGCGGAUGUGAUCUCCUUAUGUUUGUUUGGUGUAAAAUGCGAUUGUUAUCAAAAGCAAGUACACAACUUUCAAUAUUAUGGCGAAAAUAUACUUACCAUAGGAACUAUUGGUGUCAUUAAAAAUGCGGCGUAUAUAUUCGUACAUUUUGCGGUUAAGAUUUUUAGAUUCAGUUUCUUAAACCCCGAGGCAGUAAAAUAUUUUCGAGGAGUUUUUACAGAUAUUUUCAAUAAACGCAAGGGGCAGUCUGUUAAGCGCAAUGAUUUAGUAGACAUUUUGCUGGGUUUGAAGCAAAAUGAUGGAUUUAAUAGCAGUUUCGUGCUCGACGACACCCAACUACUUGCACAAGCGAUUGCCUUUACCUUGGCGGGACAAGAAACGACGUCAUCUCUGCUCUCUUUUACGCUCCACGAGUUAAGUCUAAACAACAAAAUACAAGAUCGAUUGAGACAAGAAAUUGUUGAAAUAAGUAAUAGAUAUGGAAAUAUCACUUCUAAGGCAUUACGAGAAAUGAAGUACUUAAGCAUGGUUGUUAAUGAAACACUACGGAAGUACCCUAUCACGACUUUUAUUCAACGGGAGGCACAUGAUGACUACACGAUUCCUGAAACAGGACUCCAUUUGGAACGGGGAACGAGUAUAAUUGUACCUUUAAAAAGUCUCCAUUACAACCCCAAGUGCUUUCCAAACCCUGAGAUUUACGAUCCGGAAAGGUUUAGGGAGCAGGAUAUACCAUUGGCCUUUGGUAUGGGGCCCAGAGCUUGCAUCGGAAAAAGGUUUGCUCUGGUAAUGAUAAAGAUGGCACUGACAAAUAUACUGAAGAAUUUUAAAGUGGAAAGAAAUGCAGAAACAAGGGAGACAGUAACAAUUGACUCACCGCACAUUUUUAGACCAGAAAACUGCGUCAAUGUAAGAUUUACGCAGCUCAGAGAAACGUAGUGAUCCACUCAGAUGACCUCAUCUACAAGUGGUGUCGUUUAAAAUUAACUAAAAGAAGUAUCGUUUUUGUCGUGAGAUUUUGAUCUCGUGUAUAAAUAAAUCCCUUGAAUACAUUUUAUAUACCAA
Molecule: messenger RNA, 2119 nt
Organism: Photinus pyralis (common eastern firefly)
Lineage: Eukaryota; Metazoa; Arthropoda; Insecta; Coleoptera; Lampyridae
Product: cytochrome P450 6j1-like
Exons: 5
Coding region: 521-1993 (490 amino acids)
Molecular function (GO): heme binding; oxidoreductase activity, acting on paired donors, with incorporation or reduction of molecular oxygen; monooxygenase activity
Source: RefSeq, a predicted model, not a curated record